AUGGGUGAGGGUCCUCAUCGAUGGCGACCUACUGUUCCUAUAGCUCCGCUCAGACCUAACCAUAAUAUCCUAUUCGUAACCACAGAUGAUAUGGUGUAUGGGUUGGGGUCUAAUGUUUGUGGAAAACUAGAAUUGGGUCACAACGAGCCCAUACAUUCACCACAACCUAUACCAGAAUUAUGUCAUCAAAAGAUACAUACAUUUAUUAGUGGAUAUGACUUUGUGUUGGCUAUGAAUAGUGUGAAUCAUGUCUACAGUUGGGGUCCCAACAGGUGGGGACAGUUGGGUAGAAAUGAAACACCAGAAGACGUUUAUUCAAAAGCCGAGAGAAUAUCGUUUUUCGACGACAAAGAUGUCCGACAAAUCAGUUGUGGUUCCCGUCACUCACUAGCCCUCACAUCCAGUGGACAGGUGUAUGGGUGGGGGUGUAAUAGUUGGGGACAGAUUGGUUGUGGAGAACAACAAAAUGAUAAUUUUGAUGAAAAAGAAACGGAAAAUGUAUUAAAAGAAGUAAAGAAUUUGGAAAAAGUUAAGUCUGAAUAUGUGGUCCAAUAUUACCACUCAUGGCGUGAAACCGGAUGUCUUUACAUACAAAUGGAGUUCUGUUCCAAUAGUCUGCAGAAUAUUCUUGAAGUAAAACCACAAGUAUUUGAGAGACAAGCCGGAGAUCCCAUGGAUUUAUACGAAUUAGACUUAAAAAGUUAUUAA
Oppiella nova is the source of this 708-nucleotide messenger RNA. The record is from the annotation of a GenBank genome assembly. NCBI's taxonomy places the organism in Eukaryota, Metazoa, Arthropoda, Arachnida, Sarcoptiformes, Oppiidae.